AUGGAGAGGAGCAGGGACGGGAAGAGAGGGAGCGUGACGGCGGGGAACGGGUUGUCGCGGCGGAGGGCGAGGAGCAGUGGCUUGAGGGUCUCCCCAGGUUCGACUAGGAUUUCUUGCUGGAUCUGUGUGGUUGUGACCUUCUGUUGUCAUUUCCGAUGUUCUUUUCUGAUGGCUGCUGUGUUUACUUCUUUCAGAAGAUGGAGGGGUGGAGUUGCAGGAGACCAUUCGGCUGCGCAGUCGGGGGGGUAAGAAGGAUCGAGAUCGAGAUCGGGAUCGGGACAGAUCUGGCCGGAGCAAGCGGAGAAGAGGGGACCGGAUGAUGGCUGGGAGCAACCGCGAUGAAGGAGAGGAUAGCAGCGAUGAAAGCGUAGACGAGGAGGAAGAGGACGAAGAUGACGAGGAGAGGACAGCUGUACUGCUGCCGCCUCUGCCUUCCAAUCUCUCUCCCCCCUCGUCGUCGCUGCAGCAUAACCAUCCUCCCCGGAGGGGUGUACCGCCGAGGACUGCAAAGUCUCCGCCGGUGUGGAGAGCAGCUGAUGAGAUGAUCGCUGUCUCAGUGCCGAGGAAAGCUCGCUCAGGUAGAGGACCGCCGUAGUGGGGAUUUGUGGACCCUAGGAUUCUGUUUGCUGGUUUUCUGAGUUGCAAGUUCUUGAACGGUUCUUUUUCCUUUUCUUUGCUUUGGUUUUGCAGCAUAUGCGAAAAGGUCACAUGAACAUUGGGUUUCAGGUAGCAGCGGCAACGGAGGAGCCGGAGAGCAGCUACGUCGCCAAGCUUCCACUUCUCCUUCAAGGCAAAUCCACGCCGCUGCUGCUCCUGCUCCGACCUCACCGUCUUCCUCCAAUGCCUCAGUUAGGAAAAGGAUGGUAAGAUUUGCAGCUCGCCGUGUGAUUUUUUCCUCCGAUUCAUCCCUUUUUUUUUCCUCCCAAAUCUAAGACCCAUCUGGUCAACGGCUUGCUUUGCAGAAGCCUGUUGGUGGACCAAAGCCCCGGCCAACGAAGGUCGCCAAAUCCCCGUCGUCCAUUCAAGAGAUAGAGAUCGAGGUUGCCGAGGUGCUGUAUGGACUGACGAGGCAGUUCCAGGACCCUGCAAAUAAGCAUGAUUCGAAGGACACCAACGGAUGCGUUAAGGAUUCGAAAUGCAGGGUUUUGUCGCCGUCUUCAGCAUCGGCUGCUCCAGGCAUACCCAAGUCCUCUCUCCUGCCUCCACAGAAUUCUAGUAUUUCUACAGCCCCGUUGCCUGCAGUGGGUAUGCUCCCAUUUCAAAGUUAGAUUUUUUAUUUCCUACACUUUCCAAUGUCUGCUGAAUUUGAUGAACUCCUUCCCGACAUCUCCAGCACCAAAACGGAAGAGACCGCGGCCGGUUAAGUUUGAAGAAGAGCACCCUACAAGUCCUUCCGUUCAAUCUACGAUUCCAGGUCCCCUGAUAUCUUCAAUACGUAAGGCAUCUGACGGGGACAAGCCCAAAAUGGAACAUCCAUCGCCGAAAUCUGAGAAAAACUCAGCGUUGUCACUGGCUGGAAAUGGAGAGACUUCGCUUGAUUUGAGCUCUCAUUCAGUGGGCGAGAAGACUGCUGAUGUUGAAGGAGAGCUAGUGAUGCUAGAUAGUGCUCAUGUUUCUGAUGUGAAGUCUCCAAUGCCUGAACGGGGCUGCCACGAUGCUGCUGAAACGAAAGAAGAAACUCCAUCUGGGGAUAGCCCGAGGGAGAAAUUAAAGAUAGAUUUAAUGGCGAGUAUUUUAAAGAGAUGGUUACUUUUCUUUUCUUUUCCUUUGGUUAAUCAAAAUGUCAAUGAUUGCACUGUUCCAUGCAGGUCCCUCCUGGCAACUCUUCAUCAGCGGGAGAAACAAAUCCCCCAGUACAUGAGGUGUGUUGCAUCUCUAGCCAUCUUCAGCUCGGUCGUUUGGCUGGACACUUGGUUUCUCACUGUCAUUAUGUGCUGCCUUUUUUCACAGGCGCGAAAAUUAAGACCCGUCAAGGGUUCAAAUCUGGAGAUGGGUGAGAUCAGAGGAGAAGAGAAGACUGACGAGAGUUUGAUGGAGUUAGGUUCCAGAAAACCUCCAGUGAAGGAGAGGCGGCCACUUGAUCCACCUCUGGACAUCGUUAAACAGGAAGGAGAAACUAUUGAUGCCCAGAAGCAGGGACUGAGACAGCAAUCCGAGGCUCCAGGAGCAGGAUCCAAACCGGAGAAAACCAGUAAGAGUACUGUAGAUAAAUUCUUAUACUGCUGCCCUAUUUUAUUAAAUUCUUUAUCUUCUUUUUUUCAGUUCCACAUCCAUCAUUGGCUCUGCCUAUGCCUGUAGCUGGAUUGCCCGGUACUCUUCCAUUCGGGUGGGAAUCGCUUGUCACUCAGUGUUAUUUCAUGUUCUUAUGGCAUUUAUUGGACCUUCUUUACACUUUUUCCCAUUAUUCAGGUGUAUGAGUCAAAUUCCAUCUCUCCAAGCUUUAAUGCCCAUGGAUGGUAGAAGUUCACCCUACAAGGCUAUACAGGUAUUCCCCUUCCUCCUCCCUUGAUCCCUCUUUUUUUAUUUUUCUUUUUGGCAUAAGUAAUUAAUUGGUCCUUUGUGAUGCAGCCGCCCCAUCUCCUCCCACAACAACUCCGACCCAAGCAUUGCUCUACACAUUGCUAUAUAGCCAAGAACAUACAGUACCACCAGCACAUUGCCCGGUUAGGCCCCUUCUGGCCAGCUGCUGCCGCUGCUGGUGUGGCAUCAUUAUAUGGAGCAAAGCCCAGCAAUCCAAGUGCCGCACCUUCUCCAGGUCCUGCCCCUAGGAGCACAGGAUCUGUGCAGGAUAAAGCUUCCCCUCAUUCAUCAAAAGAAAAGUGCUCAUCUUCAUCUAGCCUUUUCGCUGAUGCCUCACAGAGGAAGCAGCUUCAUCAGCAGCCUUCCCCUGUGGGAACAUCAAACAGCAUGCUGGUAUGAGCUCUGAUGUAGUUGCUUUCAUUUUCUUUAAGAAAGAUUCCGUGAUUAAGAACUCAUCUGUUUUCAAAUUUUUGAAUUUCUUUCCAGCAUGCCCCAGCAUUCAUAUUUCCUCUCAAUCAGCCACAUCCAGCGGCAGUAGUAGCAGCCACUGCAUCCCGAACAGCACCUGUGAAGCCUGCCAACCCAAAUGUGGGCUCUUCUCCGGUCUCCAGCUCUGCUGCUACCUGUUCUUCAUCAUCAGAUGUGAACCCAUCUGCAGUUAGCUUCAAUUACUCCAAUUUGCCCCAUGGCGAAGCUCAAUAUGUCGUUCUGCAGAAUGGUGGAUAUCCCUUUCCUAUUCCAGCACACAUUGGAGCUACAUACAGGGGGGGAAGCCACGCCCAACCAUUACCCUUCUUCAAUGGCUCCUUCUAUGCCUCCCAGGUUCUUCAUCCUUCUCAGUUGCAGCCUCAGCUACCGCCAGCAACAACUGGCCAACAAGCCCACCAGCCACACACAGGCACAUCUAGCGGAUCAUCAUCACAGAAGCACCCUCAGCAGCACCAGAAGAACCCUGCUGGGUAUUUGAGCUCUUCUGGGGGGUCAACUCAUGGUUUUCCUCCAUCAAAUCAACGGCAACACCAGUCCUCCCAUCAAUCAGUCGUUGAAGAAGGGCCAUCCCCUUCAGAGAGCAGAGUUUCACAAUCCCAGAAGGGUAUCUAUAGCAGCAACUUCUCGAUGCCCGUUCAUUCCCAGGGCUUUGCAUUCAUGUCCGGCCCAACAGCAGUGGUUGGCACUGCUGCCACUGCAAACCACAGUGACAAGCAACACCAUGAACCGCCGCCGCCACAGUCUCACCAGCACCAGCACCAGCUCCAGCUCCAGCAGCAGAGCAUGAAAGCGGCGGAGCUCAACUCUGCCCAGGCAUUUGCUAUGUCCUUUGCGGCCAUGAAUGGACCUAAUGGUUCAAGACAUACUGGACUGGAUCUACCAUCCAAGGGGCAACAUCAGACCAUCUUCCAGAGCCUCCCUCCAGAAGCUGCCAGCCAGAAGAAGGCACAGUACCAGCAGUCGGGGGAUGGGAAAUCCAUGGGAGAUCCAAUCACCAGCGGAGCUCUCUCUGCUGGAGAGGACAGAAAGACAGCGCAGGCCGGAGGGAAGACUUCAAGCAGCGUUUCUCACCAGUCUGUUGCCUUCUCCAGGACUGAAGUUGAUCCUUCCAGUGCUACCCUGUGCAUCAACCCAGUCGAUGGCUCAGCUCGGACAUUGAAUCUGAUUUCUUCCUCUGCUAUGAAUGGUUCUCGAGCAUCUCCCAACCAAUCUGCUUCUUCCGGUCAGAAUUCUCAACAGCAGCAGCAGCAGCAUUUAGCUCAUCUCCAGUCGCAGCAGCAUCAACAGAGACAACUCCAAUUCCAGCAGCAGCAGCAGCAGCAGCAGCAACAUCUCCAAAUGCAGCAGCAACAACGGCAUUUCCAGUUGCAGCAGCAGCAGCAGCAACAACAGCAGCAACUCCAAUUGCAACAGCACCUUGCUGCAGCACGAGGGAAGCCGACUGGAGCCAGUGAUGCUGCUGUCUACUCCGAACGCUUGCCGGCGGGGACAGUGUUGCGGAAGUACUCUAGCUCCGCCGGUGGUGGCAGUGGCGGCAGCAGUGGCGGCGGCUAUCCCCAACCCAUGGUCCAAGCCGGCAUCCCAACCCAGUCUCUGCAAUGGAAGAGCUCCCCUAGGGGCGGGCCUCCAAUAGCAUCUUCUCCGAGCUCUGCUCCUGCCAAAAAUCAGCAGCUUGGUAGGGCUCCGCCGCAGCUGUCCUUCGGGAUGAACUCCAUGAAACCUGCUCACUCCGGCCCACAGCAGCAGCAACCUGCAGCGGGCAGUCUUCCUUCAUCGGCUUCCUCUGGCGGCGCGUCCCUCGGAUCUCCGUCGACCGCGAUCUCCAAGGGCGCCGGUGGGAGCAGCCCGAGGGCUUCUACCGGCGGCAAGGCGGCGCCGUCCACCCAGCAGCCUCUACAAUCAAAGGGCGCGGCGGCGCCGUCAAUGCUCGGCCAGCGCCAUGCAGCUCCUCCGCCAAGCUCCGCCGCCAAAUCCCACCAAGAACAGCAGCAGCAGUCGCAGCUACAGAAGCAGCAGUCUCUACCCCCAAGUCAGCUCUUCUUCUCCAAUCCGUACUACCAGAGAUCGUCGUCUGAACAGCAGCAGCCGGUGGCGCCGCCAAGUACGCAGUCGGGUGUGCUCUCUCUCUGCCCUCCUUCCGACGCUGCAAAGGCCGCCGCCGCCGCCGCCGCCGCCGGCAUAAAAGGUCUGCCUCCUCCGAGCCUCCUUCAAGCUGCCCAAUUCGCCGCCACUUCGGGCGCUCACACGCUCAUGUCGGCAGCGGGCUUCCCCUACCUCCACGCCAUGCCUUCUGUACCUGUCAAGCCUGCGGAGCACAAACCCGCCGCUGGUAGUCCACCCUAAUCCUCCUCCCUAGAAGAGAUAUAUAUUUGAAGUAUUGUUUAAUUCUCAUAUGUUGAAGGCCGGCUUUCUUCAUCAGGAAAAUGACACCUUGCGCGUCUGCUGGCAGCCUGAGAAGAGGAAGAGGAGAUGGGGAUUUGGCGGUUCCGGCGCCGGCGAGUGACGUCGGAGCAGCCGUCUCCGGCGGGUUCGGCGGCGUGAAUGGUCCCCCGCUCCGGCGGGCGAGGAGGACAGUGCAUCUCGCUGCCGCCGCCGCCGCCGCCGUCUCCUUCGGGCCCGGUAAGAAGGGACGGGAUGAGAUAGGAGAGCGGUGUCAAGAAGAUUCUGAUAGUCUUCCUCAUCAACCAACCCCCUAAUAUCCAUCCAGUUAAUAGAACUCUCUGAAUCAUCGGAAGAUUCGUGAGGAUCCUCUCUGUUUGUAGAUCCUGAGGCCGUCCGCUCACUGGCCAGUUGGAGUGGGUGAAGAAGAAGCGCCGCCCGAGCCACCUCGGCGGCCCAUUCGAACGCCCACCGCCGGCAGCCGUCGACAGUCUCCCCCCUCCCAGGUUCUUCUAAUAUUACUAUUCUUUCCCUUACUGCUCCCUCCCUCUCUCUCUCUCUCGCUCUCUCUAUCCAGCUCUUGCCGUCUCUCUGUCUCUUUCUUUUUAUCCCCGUCCCUCUCGUCCAUCUGGGCCAUGA
Spirodela intermedia is the source of this 6027-nucleotide messenger RNA. NCBI's taxonomy places the organism in Eukaryota, Viridiplantae, Streptophyta, Magnoliopsida, Alismatales, Araceae. The record is from the annotation of a GenBank genome assembly.